Molecule: messenger RNA, 828 nt
Organism: Exophiala aquamarina CBS 119918
Lineage: Eukaryota; Fungi; Ascomycota; Eurotiomycetes; Chaetothyriales; Herpotrichiellaceae
Exons: 3
Coding region: 1-828 (275 amino acids)
Source: RefSeq, a predicted model, not a curated record
AUGGCAGCAUCCAAACGAGUUCUUGUCCUGGGGGGACACGGAAAGAUAGCAAUGCUGCUGCAACCGAAAUUGCUGGCGAAGAACUGGAAUGUCACGAGUGUGGUGCGCAAUCGCGACCACGAAGCGGAGAUUAAAGCCCUGGGAGAAAAGAGCCCGGGCGAGAUCGAUGUUCUAGUGGAAAGUCUCGAAGACGUGAAGGAUGCGCAGACGGCUCAAAUUGUGCUUGACAAGGUCAAGCCUGACGUCGUCAUCUGGUCUGCAGGCGCGGGCGGGAAGGGCGGCGCCUCGAGAACGAAGGCGGUUGAUGAGGUAGCUGCAAAGGCAUACAUCUCAGCGUCGUUGGCGACACCGAGCAUUUCCAAGUUCCUCCUGGUGUCCUACAUUGCUUCCCGGAAGGGAUAUCCUCCUUGGUGGAGUGAUGAAGACAAGAAAGCAGCAGAUCACGUCAACAACAAUGUACUCCCGGAUUAUUUCAAAGCCAAGGUCGAGGCCGACGAGCAUCUGGAGGCCUUGACUCAGAAACGCCUCGAGAGCGGCGACAAGUCGUUCCAGUCUAUCAAUCUACGCCCUGGCACCCUCAGUGAUGACCCACCUUCGGAGCGGGUUUCGUUGGGAAAGACUUCGUCUAGAGGAAAGGUCAGUCGAGAGACAGUGGCCAACGUGGCAUUGGCUCUCUUGUUGAGGGAUGACACUCGCGGAUGGUUUGAUCUUCUUGAUGGCAGUGCCAGCGAUCCCACGGUAGAUGAAGCCAUUGACGAACUGGUGAAGUCUGGGCACAAUGGCUUGGAAGGCGAGGAUCUCAAACGCAUUCAUGCGAGGAGUACGUGA